Messenger RNA from Sinocyclocheilus grahami, 1131 nucleotides. Its product is annotated as UBX domain-containing protein 2A-like. Lineage: Eukaryota; Metazoa; Chordata; Actinopteri; Cypriniformes; Cyprinidae. The record is from RefSeq and is a predicted model, not a curated record. Gene Ontology annotation, cellular component: cytosol; nucleus. Gene Ontology annotation, biological process: Golgi organization; proteasome-mediated ubiquitin-dependent protein catabolic process; membrane fusion. Gene Ontology annotation, molecular function: ubiquitin binding. The transcript is spliced from 6 exons. Bases 257 to 997 code for a protein of 246 amino acids.
UCAAACAUGUUAAUUUUACCUUGACUGGACUGGUAUGAAAGCAGAUCAGUGUUAUGAGAAUUUCAGAUCUCGCUUCACUUGUCAAUCUCACACAGAAAGUCCUGCUCCAUGAAUUAUUCAGUAAGCACAGAUGCAGUGGUUACAUUGACUUGCACCAUCCUUUAUAACUUAUAUAUGCCCGCUUAUGUUUGUGUUGCAAGAUGGACAACAAAAGACGUCAUGAUUAGCGAUAUUGAUUCAAGAGAAAGGGUUCAAGAUGACACAUGCUCUUAGGUGUGAAGGGACACACAAUGAGGAAGAUGAGGAUGAUGAGGAGGUUAGCCCUAUUAGAUCCAGUUUCUCCGUGGAGGACCUGCUCGAUGAGGUGGAGAAGAUCAGCAGUGUCGCCAGUAGCGGCAAAAAGGUGGAGAUUGUAGUGAGACUGUGGAAAAAUGGCUUCACGGUCAACGAUGAAGAGUUUCGCAGUUACACUCUAGAAGAAAACCAAGAGUUCUUGGAGGCCAUUAAAAGAGGUGAGCUGCCUCUGGAGCUAGAAGGAAGAGCUGAGGAUGAAGAACUAGAAGUCAAUGUGGAGGACAUGAAAAAUGAAGUUUAUGUCCCAAAGAAAAAGACCUUUCACCCGUUUACAGGCCGAGGUUACAGACUGGGAAGUUUGGCUCCGCGAGUGGUGGCCAGGUCUCGGUCGAUACAUGAGGACUGUUCUGGUCCUCCUCUCCCGGCUGUGGAGCUGAAUGAGGACCUCCCCGUGACCUCCCUCCAGAUCUGGCUGGCAGACGGUCAGCGUCUUGUGCAGAGGUUUAAUCUGUGCCAUCGGAUCAGUGAUGUGCAGCAUUUUGUGGAGCAGGCUCAGAGAACAGAUGCUCCGUUCGUCCUGACUACAUCCCUGCCGUUCCGAGAGCUGAGAGAUGAGGGUCAGAGUUUGGAGGAAGCCGACUUAGUAAAUGCUGUCAUCGUUCAGAGGCCUCUCAACACACAAGCUCCUUUUGGUCACUCCUGACUGUUCCUGCUUGCAACAGAGACUCCGAUUUAUUGGUCCCACGUGUUUGACUUACAUUUCAUAAAUACUUUCUUAAAGGAAUAGUUCACCCAAAAAUGGAAAUAUAUUCACCCUCAGGCCAUCCGAGAUGUAGA